Messenger RNA from Lolium perenne, 1389 nucleotides. RefSeq lists its product as uncharacterized. The record is from RefSeq and is a predicted model, not a curated record. Lineage: Eukaryota; Viridiplantae; Streptophyta; Magnoliopsida; Poales; Poaceae.
GUCUCGGGAGGCACGAACAAUGGGCCUCUCUCGCCUCCUCCUCCUCAGUCUAAUCGCCUCCGCGGCCGUGAGCACCUUCGCGGCGCAGUCCGAUCCAGCGCCAGCAGCGUGCGACCUCAGCACCCUCGCCCCAAAUCUGGCACGCCACUGCCAGUUCGACCCCGACGUGCCUAGCUUCCUUCUCAAUCCCACCGCGCAGUGCUGCGAGGCGCUGGCGGCAUCUCUGCCUGAGCAGGAAGAGAUGGCCCUCCCGUGCCUCUGCCGCGCCGCGGCCGACCCAUGGCUCGUCGCCGCCAGGCUCGAUGUCCCCCGCAUCUUCGCGCUCUACCGCAGCUGCGUCAAAGGAAGCUUCCGCAGAGGCCCCAGCUUCGCUAACUGGUACUGUAAAGUGGAGAAGACGGGGGACAUCGCGACGGCAGCGUGCAAUGCGGCGACCCUCGCCACGAAGGUGUCACGUUUCUGCGUAAUCGACAAGCGCUUCGUCGAUUGCUGCAGGGCGGUGGUGCCAACCGUCGUACUCACUGGCCGCCCGCCCUGCCUCUGCCGCGUCGGGGCAGAGCCGCAGCUCGCCGCCGCCGGCCUCAGUGCCACCGGCAUCCUCGAGCUCUACGCCGAGUGCGGAGGCCGCAGCCCCGUAGGCCCGCACCUCGUCGAUGCCUGCAAAGUCUGGAACCUCCCGACCCCUGCCCUGGCGCGUCCUAGCGCCACGAUGGCGGCGGCCGUCCUGCCGCCCACGACGGCAUCGUGCGCGCCCCAGACCCUCGCUUUCUUGAUGGUCUCGUACUUGUACAAGGAUCCCACCGCGGAGAGCUGCAGGGACUUGGUGGCCUCCGUCGACCUCGGGGGCGGCCUCCCGUGCCUUUGCCAUGCAGCCGUCGAGCACGUUACCGUCGGCGCGCAGCUCAAGGCCACCGACCUCCUCGCGAUCUACAACGCAUGUGGAGGACUCCACCUUGGAGGUGCCGAGCACAAAGCCGCCGCCACAUCGUGCGAAGGGUAUGGACUGCCGCUGCCGCUGCCACCGACCGGCAAGGCUCCCACCACACAGCUGCAGCAGAACCACGACGGCGGCGCCAUCCGCGUCGGCCCGGACACUCUGCCGGAGACAGCUACGGCUUGAUCUCGCUGUGUUUCGUGAAGGUGAAACUGCGAUUUAGUAGUUGGUGAAGCAGUAAUGCUCUUUGAGAUUUGAUUUUAGACCGUAAGUUGUAGUACAAGUAGUUUCUGGGGCGUGCGUCCAUCGUGGUUUGUGUCGUGAGUCGUGACCCGAUCUCGGCGUCCAUCUUGCCGGACACAAACUGUGGUCGAGGAGCACAUUGUAUCUUUUGCAUUCUCUGGCAACUCAACUCUCCUACCAACUGAAUGCGUGCAAUUUCAGAACAAACAGUU